Messenger RNA from Triticum turgidum subsp. durum (durum wheat), 1128 nucleotides. The record is from the annotation of a GenBank genome assembly. NCBI's taxonomy places the organism in Eukaryota, Viridiplantae, Streptophyta, Magnoliopsida, Poales, Poaceae.
AUGAACAGGCGCUUUGUCAAUCUGGUGAUGCAUAACUGGGUCGAAGGCGUUUAUUCGGUGCGCCGGAUCAAUCCUUACAAUCAUCUCUUCUACCCGUCAGCAAAGGCAGCACUUGAAGCAGCAGAUGAAGCAGCAAAGAAUAAGGAUUAUUUUCCAGUGAUGCAGUCCCUGCAGCUGCCGGACCCAGGCAUCAAGUUCACAACAACUCCCUCUGGUGGCGGUCUUGAUAUGUUCGCGCUCUUCAACCCCCGCGGCACCAGCGAAGGCAGAAUUGUUUUUGGCAAUUCGAUCGGCGAGGCUGUGCUGUACGACGCCGACAAGCAGCUCAUCAACACCAUGGGUUACCUCCACGAGCCUAAGGGAGUAGACCCCAUGUGCCUGCCUAUCGUGCACCCUGGUACCGACCAAGAUAGCUUGUAUGUCCUGGACAGUUACCCCGGGAAGGCUGAUGGUCGAUGCUUCGAGGUCCUUGAGUUCAUGCCCGAGUGCAGUGAACUGAGCAACUUGUGGACGACCUGGCGUUGGCGACUACUUCCACCGCCUCCUUUUGUCCACCAACCUGGGUAUAAACCUUCCUCUGUUCUCUCUUACACUACCACAGUCGACAGCUAUGGCUUUUCCACCAUCUACAUAUCAUGUGAGGGCAGCAUCGGCACAUAUAGCUUUCAGACAGCACACCAUGACUCCAAGCACCGUCGACGAUGGAGCCACUCGGAAGAAUGGAAGCACGUCGGGCAGUGGAAGUUGCCCUUUAAUGGCAGAGCUCAGUACAUCCCUGAGUUCAGCCUGUGGUUUGGCUUCUCAGCCUUCAGGCCCAACAACCUGUGUGCUGUGGACCUCUCUGCCAUGGUCCAUGAGCGAACACCCAUUGAGCAGCAAGUUUGGCAAGACCUGAUCCCACCUGAGGGAGUGGCGUGGAUUCCAUUACGCCGUGAGCUUCUCAACCUGGGCGAUGGCAAGUUUGUCAUUGCUAAGACCUUUGAAGCAGAAUCAACUGGUCAGCAGUUUGCUGUGCUCACUGGCGUAGAGAUGAUGCAUGAUGUUGGUGAUGAUCAGACCCUUCAGAUGGUCAAGCACAAGUGUGCACGCUAUGCCUUCACGACUGAUGCCAUCAAGUGGGUGCUCUGA